UGGGUGGGGACUUCGGCGCGAUCCGCGCUAGGAGGGAGGGGAGAGGACAGGAGAGGAGGCGACGGGAGGCGCAGGGGUCAAGCCUCAGAGUCUGUCGGAGCCUCGGGCGUCUCAGGCCACCGGGCAGCCACUGGCGCACACGCUGCGGAACCCCUGCCACAAACUUCAAGUCGGGAGCGGGGGCGGGGGGGAGACGCUGGGCAUCAAGACGGGUGGUCGCCUGUCAGGAUGCCGCCCCCCUCCCCGGGGACCACUACAUCUACCCCAACUCUGCCGUCCCAGCCCCUGCUCCGGACACUUUACUGCUUUGGGUCCGGGAUGAAGCCCGGAGGCCCCACGACGAGUCCGGAGUUCGAGUCGGCCGACGUGGCCCUGGGUCCGCCGCGGCCCUGGGCCUGCCCGGCUGACGUGCGGCUCUGCGGCCACCUGCGGAAGCAGAAGUCCCAGCGCCGCCGCUUCUUUGUGCUCCGCGCCUACCCGCAGCGCCUCGAGUGUUACGAGAGCGAGAAGAAGUUCCGCGCCGGCCGAGCGCCGCCCAAGUUCAGCGUGAGCCUGGAGGGCGCGUGCACCAUCAGUAAGCGCGUGGACGCGCGUCAGCGACACCUGAUCGUGCUCUACACGCGCGACCGCAGCCUGGGCGUGGCGGCGGCCAGCGAGGCGGAGCAGCAGGCGUGGUACAGCGCCCUGCUCCAGGCGCGCGCCGCCGCCGCCGCCGCCGGUGAGACCAUUGUCUCUCCAGGUCCCGACUCCCACGAGGACCCCGGGGCCUGGAUCCUCGCUCCAUUUCAGGACGUCUGGCCCGUGACGCUGCGGCCCAAGGGGCUGGGGCGAGCACGAGGCCUGGGCAGCGGCAGCUAUUGCCUGUGCCUCGGUUCCGGGGUACUGAGCCUGCUGCGGAAGCCCGGGGGCAGAAGCUCCGGGGCCUCCCGGCCAUCUCCGCCGCCGGCCCUGCGCUUGUCCCUGCUCAGUGUGCGCCGCUGUGGCCAUGCCGACGCUUUCUUCUUCCUGGAGCUUGGCCGCUCGGCACCCACGGGUCCCGGGGAGCUGUGGCUACAGGCGCCCGACGCCAUCGUGGCCCAAAGCAUUCACGAGACUGUCCUGGCCGCCAUGAAGGGAAUCGGGGACAGUGGUGCCGGUGGCAGGGCUGAGCCACUGCCAAGAAAGCCCCCGACGAGCGCCUCCACACUCUCUGUCCCCCAGUCUUAUGAGACCCCAGCCGAUGCGGCCCAAUCAAGCGGCCUGUACCGUCGGGGGCGCCUGAGUGAGAGAAGGGAGCAAGCAACCCUCAAGACCCUGGCCAGGCUGGGGUCGGAGGCCUCACACCUCGAGGGGUUGGAGCGGGGCGGGGUCUCCAUAACCAAGGGUGCCAGGAGUGACUACGAGCCCAUGGGGGGCGGCCAAGCCAGUGGCUACGUGGUGAUGGCAACCCCGGGCCUUCCUGCCUCAGCCAAAGCCGCUUCCCGCCAGCCGCUCCAGGAUGGAGGGGUCACUGAAUAUGUGUCCAUGAGCCUCUGCGCACCGCGGUCCUUCUCCUCGAGCUUCUUGCCUCUUUCCUACACGCCUGGGGCCGGGGAGUCUGGACCCGGGCUCCAAAGCCCUCAUCUAGGCGUGGGAGACGAGUGGGGACCCGCAGGGGCUCAGCGUUGCUUGCAGCCGCCGUCAAAGUUAGCCAGGGAGUACGUGUGCAUUGAGUACGCGGCCGCCAACUACAUAGGAAUGGGCACUGACAUCCCGGAGCCCCCAGACGGCGACGGCAGCCUCAACUAUGUAGACCUGGACCUGGUCCCUCCCCUGGAGGUGCGAGGCGACGCCCCCGGGCCCAGGCACCGCCCACAAAGCUACGCACACAUCGAGUUCCAGAACCUCGGGCAGGCCCCGAGUUCCUGCAGCAUCGCUCCAGAGUCUCAAGUCAGCCUUGGCCCCGCACCCCGCCUCCAAUGAUGACACCACAAAGAGAGAGAUCUGCCCCUCCCCCACACACACACCUGCUGUGCUUGCCUGGUGUCGGCUGAACUCCUGGGACCCCAGAGCAAGAAGAAUGAGAGCAACAGGUGUCUUACACUAGUGCCCUUCCAAAGUGAUGACACCCCCUACCCCCUACUUUGCCUCUCCCAACACCAGCUAUGUGCUCACACAAUUCUCCUUCUCCUCAGCCUGGCAGAACUGAUGGAGUCCUUGCUUCUAACAUACUUAAUCUAGUCUAGGGGACUAUACUGUGCACCCCACCCCCAUUAAAGUUUCCCUGCUGGGUGAGCCUGGAAAAGUCUUAGGUCCAUGGAUUCCCCUGCCUGACUGCAGGGGGGAUGAGUAACAAGAAUCUGAGGGGAGAG
This is a messenger RNA of Kogia breviceps (pygmy sperm whale), 2330 nucleotides long. NCBI's taxonomy places the organism in Eukaryota, Metazoa, Chordata, Mammalia, Artiodactyla, Physeteridae. The record is from RefSeq and is a predicted model, not a curated record.